AACAACUUCCUCCCAAACAGGAAAAAGAUGACUUCCAGCCGCAGGCAUCACCUCAAGAGUGUGAUCCUCCAGAUCGCUCUGAGCUGGCUGGAGCAGGAGAAGAAGGAUAAUAUUGUGGCAAAGGAGGCCUACAUGGCCGAGCGCUGUCCCCCCCCAGAGCUGAGCGGAGACCAGGCCGCCCUCAUGGAAUUCUGCAAGAAGCUCCAAGCCGCCAUCGACAAGAUCGAUGAGGAGAGGUACGACGCCGAGUCCAAAGUGCAGAAGGCCGACAAAGAGAUCGAGGACCUGAAGAUCAAAGUGGUGGACCUGAUCGGCGUGAAGAAACCCGCCCUGAAGAAGGUCCGUAUGUCUGCCGACUCCAUGCUGCAGGCUCUGCUGGGCUCCAAACACAAGGUGACCAUGGACCUGAGGUCCAACCUGAAGCAGGUGAAGAAGGAGGUCAAGGAGGAGCCUACAGAAGCAGUGGGCGACUGGCGUAAGAACAUUGAGGACAAGGCCGACAGGAAGAAGAUGUUCGAGACCUCCUAAACGUUAUCG
Molecule: messenger RNA, 537 nt
Organism: Seriola dumerili (greater amberjack)
Lineage: Eukaryota; Metazoa; Chordata; Actinopteri; Carangiformes; Carangidae
Product: troponin I, fast skeletal muscle-like
Exons: 5
Biological process (GO): muscle contraction
Cellular component (GO): troponin complex
Source: RefSeq, a predicted model, not a curated record